This is a messenger RNA of Arabidopsis lyrata subsp. lyrata, 357 nucleotides long. RefSeq lists its product as uncharacterized. The record is from RefSeq and is a predicted model, not a curated record. Lineage: Eukaryota; Viridiplantae; Streptophyta; Magnoliopsida; Brassicales; Brassicaceae.
AUGGAAUAUAAACGCCUAGAGUAUAUGAAGAUGACGAUAGAAAUGAAGAAUGACUCAGAGUACUGGUACAAGAAGGGAGGGAUGAAGCGGUAGUCGGCAGAGCAGGAUAAAAAAGAUUCUGAGUUGGAGAGAGCACCGAUGACAGACGAGGAGAUGGAAAUCUAAGCUAAAGAGAAAGAUGUUCAGGGUGAGGCAAUUGAUGGUAAGGUGUGGGGUAUCCAAGACAAGAUUUCAUACUGGGAGGAGCCGCGGCACGUUCACUUUGUCAUGGAGUCCAAGUACUGGGAGCUGAUGUAUGGAUACUUGGGGGUUUAUCUGACUAAGUGUUUUAAUUAUGGAGUUUAUGUGUUCUUCUAG